Sitodiplosis mosellana (orange wheat blossom midge) is the source of this 1734-nucleotide messenger RNA. RefSeq lists its product as uncharacterized. The coding region runs from base 866 to 1606 and encodes 246 amino acids. The transcript has 3 exons. The record is from RefSeq and is a predicted model, not a curated record. Lineage: Eukaryota; Metazoa; Arthropoda; Insecta; Diptera; Cecidomyiidae.
AUACACAUACCCACUCAUGCAAGUUUACGAACAAAACGUUCAUACGCUAUUUUUAUUACAAUUUUUGUUGUUUAUUCGCUUUCUCAAAAAAUCAUGCAAAUAAAUAUUGGGUCAAUUCGAAAGUUUCCGCCGCUGACAUUUAAAUGUCAGUUGUAACUGAGCGUAGCUUGACAAGUGAAUCCAAUUGCAUUUUGUAGAUGUGACAUUUAGCAAUCUAACUCAGAGCAGAAAGAUUCAUUUUUCGUUCUGCGUCAUUGUUUUUGAAUCGAUUGAAAAUGGAUCGUGAUAAGGUGUUUUUUCGAGGGGCCCUUCUUUUCUUAUUUGAUUCGAAGAAAACUGCCGCUGAAGCUCAUCGAAUGCUGUCAGAUACUUAUGGCGAGCAAGCUCCAUCGGAACGAAGCUGCAGAGAAUGGUUUCAUCGAUUCAAAAGUGGUGAUUUUGACUUGAAAGACAAAAAACGUUCAGGUCGGCCAGAAGCGAUUGAAGAUGUCGAAUUGCAAGCAUUAUUGGAUGAAGACCCAAUCCAAACGCAAAACGAACUUGCAUUGCAGUUAAACGUCGGCCAAACAACCAUUUUCAGACAUUUGCACGCCAUGGGAAAGAAAAAAAAGUCAUAGCUAACGAUGGCGAAUACAUUGGUUAAUGUACAUUUUCAAUUUAUUUUGCAAUAAAUGUAUUUUUAGACAAAAAAAACGGCGGAAACUUUCGAAUUGACUCAAUGGAAAACUAUUUCCAAAUCUAAACAAGAAAUUUGGAACGAAUGAAAUAUUCAAAUCGAGAGAUAUUUGAGAUGGUUUGUGUGCGUGUGCUAGAUGCACAAUAAUUGAAAUAUACUGAAGAGAACAAUAGACAAAUUGCAAUAGACAUGCCGAAGAUUAUGAAAAGAAAAAAACACAUAAUGAUUUUACCGUUGCAAUUUUUCGUUUCUAUGGAAUUGCGAAACAGAAGAGAGAAACUAAAUUACGCUGAGGCUGGAUCGACAGAUUAUAAUGAUGAGCUUGAAUAUGGUUCAGAUCAACUAUCACCUAAUCUCGAAGAUGGUUUAGAUCAACCACCGCCUACCGAAAUUUCCAAAACUGAUGAAAAAGAGGAUGUUUCAGUGUGCUCAUCCAUUAGUUCAACACGAGAGCCGAAGCUUGGUAUUGAUAAUUCACAGCUGAUAGAACUCCGAAUCGGUCCCGUUAAUUGCCAAAGUAGUUCACAUCACCAAUAUUCUACUCAAGUAAGCAGACGUGCAAAUCUCAACUCAAAAAUCCAAUCGCCAUCGAUUUCAAGUUCAUCAAGCAGCUCGUCUCCACAACAUGAAAAUAGCAAAACGAGAAAACGAAAACAAACAAGAGAUGAGAUCGAAAAAAUGAAAGCAGAGUGGGAAAUCGAAAAAGAGCGAAAGGAAAUCGACCACAAGCAUAAAAUGGAACAGAAAAGAUUGGACCAUGAACUGUUGAUAGCAAAAAUGGAAAUGGAGCAUGAGCAAUGGAUGGCCAAAAUGGCGAAGAAGCAUAAGGAAGAGAUGGAAAAAAUUGAAAAAAAAGAAAAAAUAUUAAAUACAUUAAAAGUAAAUUGUCAAAAAUGUCAGAAAUAUGACAAAAGUAAUCAGAACAAGUGAGCCAAUUUUAAAAUUUAAAAAGAAAAUGUUCUAAAAAUGCCUUCAUUAUUCCGAACAAAAUAAUUAAGUAUCGUAUGAUUUUUCCUCUUAAAAUAAAUUUUCAUAAUAAAGAUACCAACUCAGAGAAA